Scutellospora calospora is the source of this 1119-nucleotide messenger RNA. Lineage: Eukaryota; Fungi; Glomeromycota; Glomeromycetes; Diversisporales; Gigasporaceae. The record is from the annotation of a GenBank genome assembly.
AGAAAGAAUCGAAGAUUAAAAAGCCGAAGGCAGAAAAAGUUCAAAAAGUUGAUGGUGAUCUCAAUGAGUCUGGUACCAAAGAAAAGUCAUCAAAAAUGACGAUCUCAUCAAUUUUUUCAUGGCCUUCUCAAAGUAGGAAAUCCACUGAAGAACAUGGAACUUCAACCGGGCUAUUAUCUACCCCUUCAACCUCAUCUCACAUAUCUGUAUCAAACAAAAAACCCAAGUACACCAAUUACAAUCGUCUUCCUAUCCAUGUUGAGCGUGCCAUAUAUAGGCUUUCUCACAUCAAAUUAGCAAAUCCGCGUCGUCCCUUGCACGAACAAGUCCUAAUUUCUAAUAUGAUGUUUUGGUAUCUUUCACUAAUUAAUAAACAACAAAUCGAAUUUGGAGCUGAAGUAAAUCCCAAUACUGAAAAAGAAGCGGCAAAAGUAAAAAGUAAAGUUGGAAAGUAUAAUAUAGUAGGUCGCAAACGAAGGAAAGGUGAAAAGAAAGGUUCAUCUGAUGCAAGGCGGCGUGGUGCUGGUUCAAGUGCAGAAAUAGCAUAUAAAGCACCACAAUAUGAUAUACAGCAAAUUUCACAGCAGUAUCUCACACCGCCAAUGUCACCUUCACAAGCAAAUUCACCGUAUACACCAGACUUUGGUUAUUCAAAAGAAUUUGAUGACUAUAGUGAUUCAAAUCCAGACUAUUCAUAUGAAUAUGUCGAAGAUGCUCAUGGUCACCGAAAAUAUUAUCAUUAUGGAGAGGGAUAUGUAUCCGAUGGAACAGAUGGUGGAUAUCUUGAUAAUCAGGACCCAACCAGUUUUGGCGUAGAAAGUAGUCAUGUAGAGGGUUUAGUUUAUUAUGAUUCUGAAGUUGAGAAUGUUGGUGGCGAAAGUAGUAAUAGGGCCGGCAACUAUAAUUCUCGCAGACCUCCUUCACCGAAUAGGCGGUCCCCUUCCCCAAAUGGAAAGUCGUCAAAUUCUCGACCGUCACAGAACAAUCAACGUUCAACUAGUCCGAUAAGACCAAGCUCUGGGACAAGAAAUAAACAAUCUCGUACAUUUUCAAAUAAUAAUGAAAAUGUGAAUGCAACGGAUCCAAUAGUUGAAGAUGAAGACGACAAUGUUCCCUUGG